AUGUCUACUACAUUCACAUACCAAUGGGAUACCCCUAAAUACAAAGGAAAGACCUCGUUCAGUACUGGUCUGUUCAUCGGCGGCAAGUUCGUUGACGGCUCCAGUGGAGGAACUAUUGACGUCGUCAACCCCGCCACCGGUCAGGUCAUCACCAAGAUCGCUGAGGGCACCGAGAAAGAUGUCGACACCGCAGUUGAAGUCGCACAGAAGGCUUUCGAUACCGUCUGGGGUCUGAAAGCUUCUGGUAUGAAGAGAUCGGAGUUGUUAUGGAAACUCGCGCAAGCAAUGGAGGGCGUCAAAGAGGAGCUGGCUGCCAUCGAGGCCCUUGAUAAUGGAAAGACAUAUGACUGGGCGUUGGGUACUGAUGUCGCAUUCGCUAUCAACGUGUUCAAAUAUUUCGCUGGUUGGGCAGACAAAAUCCAAGGGCAAACAAUUGAGACCGACGAGCGUAAAUUGAGCUACACCCGGCAUGAGCCUAUUGGCGUCGUUGGCCAGAUUAUUCCUUUGUUGAUGCUCUCUUGGAAGAUCGCCCCUGCUCUGGCUACUGGAAACACCAUCGUUCUCAAACCGUCUGAGUUCACUCCCCUCACCGCCUUGCGAAUGUGCGAACUUAUCAAGGAGGUUGGAAUCCCCGAUGGUGUUGUCAACAUCGUCAACGGAUAUGGUAACACUGUUGGUGCCGCUAUUUCUUCUCACAUGAAGAUCGACAAGGUUGCCUUCACUGGAAGUACUCUUGUUGGCCGAAAGAUCAUGGAAGCGGCUGCCAAAUCUAAUUUGAAGACCGUCACUCUCGAAUUGGGAGGUAAAAGUCCAAACAUCAUCUUCGACGAUGCGGAUCUUGAGCAGGCCAUCAACUGGUCUGUCCACGGCAUCUUCUGGAAUCAUGGUCAGGCAUGCUGUGCAGGAUCCCGCAUCUUCGUACAAGCUGGUAUCUACGAUGCCUUCUUGAAAGGAUUCACCGAGCGAGCCAAGGCCAUUAAAGUUGGCGAUCCUUUCGGCGUCGGUAUUAACCAAGGUCCUCAAGUCUCCGAGAUCCAAUAUGAUCGUAUCAUGGGGUACAUCAACUCUGGAAAAGAGCAAGGUGCGACUGUCCACCUAGGAGGUGACAGACACGGAACAGAAGGCUACUUCAUCAACCCAACUAUCUUCACCGAUACCAAGCCAGACAUGAAAAUUGUGCAGGAGGAGAUCUUUGGACCCGUCGGAGUUAUAAUCAAGUUUGAGGAUGAAGAAGAUGUCAUUCGUCAAGCCAACGAUACUGUCUAUGGACUUGCCUCCGCUGUCUUCACUCAAAAUAUCAACCGCGCCAUCGAGACAGCGCACAAGCUGCAAGCUGGAACUGCAUGGAUCAACUGUGCGAACCAACUGCACCCUCAAGUACCGUUCGGAGGAUACAAACAAUCCGGUAUUGGGCGCGAGUUAGGAGAGUAUGCCCUCACCAACUACACCAACGUCAAGGCUGUGCAUGUCAAUCUCGGUUACCGUCUCUCAUAG
Molecule: messenger RNA, 1494 nt
Organism: Psilocybe cubensis
Lineage: Eukaryota; Fungi; Basidiomycota; Agaricomycetes; Agaricales; Agrocybaceae
Exons: 11
Coding region: 1-1494 (497 amino acids)
Molecular function (GO): aldehyde dehydrogenase (NAD+) activity
Source: RefSeq, a predicted model, not a curated record